Austrofundulus limnaeus is the source of this 1221-nucleotide messenger RNA. It is a transcript of the gene olig4, whose product is annotated as oligodendrocyte transcription factor 4. Gene Ontology annotation, biological process: axon development; positive regulation of transcription by RNA polymerase II; sensory organ development. The coding region runs from base 153 to 932 and encodes 259 amino acids. The transcript has a single exon. Gene Ontology annotation, molecular function: DNA-binding transcription factor activity, RNA polymerase II-specific; protein dimerization activity; E-box binding. Lineage: Eukaryota; Metazoa; Chordata; Actinopteri; Cyprinodontiformes; Rivulidae. Gene Ontology annotation, cellular component: nucleus. The record is from RefSeq and is a predicted model, not a curated record.
UCUCACUCCUGUGGACAGACUGAGCAUCAAAGCAAGCAGCACAGUCUCYCCGUAACUCUUUGGGAAAAUCAUUUUUUAAAGUGUUUCUUCCAUUUACGCUGUCUGGGUUUGAGUUUGUUUAUUACCAUUUUUUUUUGGAAAUUUCUGUUAAAAUGGACUCGGACGCCAGUUCCACCUGCAGCCGCUCCUCAUCCCCAGACCUGGUGGUGGACGACUCUGCUGGGAGUUUCUUCUCCAACAAGAUGUUCCAGAAAUACUGCCUGGAGAACCGACAGAGCAGCGAGGCCGGCCAAGACAGAAACGAGCGCUGCGGUGGCGGAGGAGCAAAGGCCAAAAACAGGUCUGAGCUCAGCAAGGAAGAGAUGCAGGACCUGAGGCUUAAAGUCAACAGUCGAGAGAGGAAGAGGAUGCACGACCUGAACCAAGCCAUGGACGGCCUGAGGGAGGUGAUGCCGUACGCUCACGGCCCUUCUGUUCGCAAACUUUCCAAAAUCUCCACCUUGCUGCUGGCUCGUAACUACAUCCUGAUGCUCUCCAGCUCCUUGGAGGAGAUGAAGAAGCUGGUUGGGGACGUCUACGGCGGCAGCGCUGCCGCGCAGAGCCGCUCCGCUGCCCACCACGCCAUGGCCCCCGCAGCCACAGCUGCCCACCUCCCGCUGCAUCCUCUGGCCCAGUCUCUUCACUCGCUGGUGGGCAGCGCGCCUGCAGCUCUGCAACAUCACGCCUCCUCUCCCUCUUCAGCUCCGGCUCCACACUCCCCUCCUUCGGCCACCUUCCUGGGCUUCCACGCUCCGGUCCAGGGCCUCCUGAAAGACCCGCUCCACCUGAGCAGUUCCUACCGGCACUUCCCUGGCAUGCCCUGYCCGUGCACGCUCUGCCAGCCCCUGCCCACGACCACCUCCACGUUACACAGCUUGUCUAUGAGCAAAUGAGCGGAACUCCCUUUUAAAUGACUGUUUCUGUUUGGAUCAGAGCACAGAACCAAACCGGACUAACUUACAUGCUGCCUGGUUCCAGAAUUGUACAUUUUGUUAAUAUAAACUGCUGCUAUUUGUCAUUAAUUUGUUUCUUCUUCUUAUGCUCUGAAUGUGCCAGGAAUCUGAUUCGAGCAGCAAAGUCUGCAGUUUGAUGCCUUUUUUUUUGAUGAGUCAUUGUGGAAACAAAUGUUUGAUAUUGUGCAGGAUUUCUAUUUUCAUAAAUUAAAAUACAUUUUAAAAGUAA